Molecule: messenger RNA, 771 nt
Organism: Morchella sextelata
Lineage: Eukaryota; Fungi; Ascomycota; Pezizomycetes; Pezizales; Morchellaceae
Exons: 3
Coding region: 1-771 (256 amino acids)
Biological process (GO): protein insertion into mitochondrial outer membrane; mitochondrial outer membrane translocase complex assembly; establishment of mitochondrion localization
Cellular component (GO): ERMES complex; SAM complex
Source: RefSeq, a predicted model, not a curated record
AUGUAUUUGCCGGCGUCGCAGCUGGAGGCGCUGUAUUUGAGGAGGGUGUCGCCGACGCAGCAGAUUAGGCUCACGGCGGUGAGCGACUCGAAGCUCAAGAGUGGUGGGACGAUAAUGGCCAUGCUCCAGCAAGACACCGGCAAGUGGUGCGCCGAGUAUCUCUACAUCACCGACGGCGCCCUCAUUGGCGCCCGCGGCCUCUACAACUUUGGCCGCGACCCCCGCAAAUCUGAUCCCCCCACCGCAACCACCGAGUACGCCGGGCGAUUCAGCAUGGGAGCGGAACUCUACUACGGGAUUCUUAAUAAGAGCGCUGGAAUGUCGACGGGUUUCCGCUACAGCACACUCCCCACCCACCCCGGUACGCCAUUGACAAUGACCCUAACCCUGAACCCACUCAUUGGGCAUCUCUCGGCCACCUACGCCAUCAGGGCGGGAACGUCGGCGGCGUUUUGUAGCAGGUUCGAGUUUAAUAUGUACUCGUAUGAGAGCGACUUGUCGGUAGGGUGUGAGCUGUGGAGGCGCCGCUCGAGUGAGAAUAAGACAACAGGCGGCGAGAAGAAGUCGCCGAGGGAGGAAGAGGAAGAGGAGGAGAUUAAGGAUAACUUCGCCGGUGUUCUGAAGGCUAGGGUCUCGCAGAGCUUGGGGCUUGGGCUGCUCUGGGAGGGGAGGAUCAAGCAUUUGCUUUUUAGUGUGGGCGCGGGUAUUGAUUUGAGGAGAAGGGAUGCGCCGUUUAGAGCUGUGGGUCUGGAGUUGCAGUACUCGUCGUGA